Suncus etruscus (white-toothed pygmy shrew) is the source of this 2374-nucleotide messenger RNA. It is a transcript of the gene LMAN2L, whose product is annotated as lectin, mannose binding 2 like. Gene Ontology annotation, molecular function: D-mannose binding. Gene Ontology annotation, cellular component: COPII-coated ER to Golgi transport vesicle; Golgi membrane; endoplasmic reticulum-Golgi intermediate compartment. The coding region runs from base 1 to 1083 and encodes 360 amino acids. Gene Ontology annotation, biological process: Golgi organization; endoplasmic reticulum to Golgi vesicle-mediated transport; endoplasmic reticulum organization. The transcript is spliced from 9 exons. The record is from RefSeq and is a predicted model, not a curated record. Lineage: Eukaryota; Metazoa; Chordata; Mammalia; Eulipotyphla; Soricidae.
AUGGCGGCGGCCCGGGGACCCUCGGGGUGGUGGCAGCCCGGGCGGCGGCCUGGGGCGACCGGGCAGGGGUGCGCGAUGCUGCUCCUGCUGCUGCUCCUGGGUUCUUGCCCCGGGCCGCGGCAUGUCGGGGCCGGCCAGACGUUCGAGUACCUGAAGCGGGAGCACUCGCUGUCGAAGCCCUAUCAGGGUGUGGGCACAGGAGGUUCAUCACUAUGGAAUCUGAUGGGCAAUGCCAUGGUGAUGACCCAGUAUGUCCGUCUUACGCCUGAUAUGCAGAGUAAACAGGGUGCCCUGUGGAACCGGGUGCCAUGUUUCCUGAGAGACUGGGAGUUGCAAGUGCACUUCAAAAUCCAUGGACAAGGCAAGAAGAAUCUGCAUGGGGAUGGCUUGGCAAUCUGGUACACGAAGGACCGGAUGCAGUCAGGGCCUGUGUUUGGAAACAUGGACAAAUUUGUGGGGCUGGGAGUAUUUGUAGACACCUAUCCCAAUGAGGAAAAGCAGCAAGAGGCCCAGAAGAGGCGGUAUUCUCCAGGAGUGCAGAGGGUGUUCCCCUACAUCUCAGCCAUGGUGAACAAUGGUUCCCUCAGCUAUGACCAUGAGCGGGAUGGGCGGACUACAGAGUUGGGGGGCUGUACAGCCAUUGUUAGGAACCUCCACUAUGACACCUUCCUUGUGAUCCGCUAUGUCAAGAGACAUUUGACGAUAAUGAUGGACAUUGAUGGCAAGCAUGAGUGGAGGGACUGCAUUGAGAUGCCAGGGGUUCGUCUGCCCCGGGGCUACUACUUUGGUGCCUCCUCCAUCACUGGGGACCUCUCGGAUAAUCAUGACAUUAUUUCCCUAAAGUUGUUUGAGCUGACAGUAGAGAGAACUUCAGAAGAAGAGAAGCUGCAUCGGGAUGUAUUUUUGCCUUCAGUAGACAAUUUGAAACUACCUCAUGAUUUGACAGCCCCUCUGCCACCCCUAGGUGGACUGGCUCUCUUCCUCAUCGUCUUUUUCUCACUGGUGUUCUCCGUAUUUGCCAUUGUCAUUGGCAUCAUACUCUACAACAAGUGGCAGGACCAGAGCCGCAAACGUUUCUACUGAACCCUCCUGCUUUGGUGGCUUCUGUAGUGGCCUCCAGUCUUCAGCAGCUGUUCAGGGACUGCUCUGUCCAUGGAUCCAAGAAGGCAAAGACACUGCAUCCUCAGAGGUUGGGGAACAUCUGACUCUGGUUCCAGAAGCCCAACCACCCCAGGGCAUGGCUGCUGUGCUUUCUCCCUGAAAUCCUUCCACUUGGGAAAGAAGAGGAAUGGGGAGAGGAGAGGUUGACAAAAUGCCAGCAUUACAGGAAAGAACCUCAGAGCAGGCCAGAGAGAUAGUACAGUGGGUAAGGUGCUUACCUUGAACGUGGCCAACCUGGGUUCAAUCCCCAACAUCCCAUAUGGUCUCCUGAGCCUGCCAUAUGGUGAUACCUGAGUUCAGAGCCAGGAGUACCCCUGGAACCACUACCAGGUGUAGCCCCAAAACCCAAAGAAAAGAAGAAGAAGAACCUCAACAAGCUCACGAUGCCUUGUUGAUAGGCUCCAAGGGCCUUUGUGCUUAGUUUUAAACCUGCGAGGAGUAGAAAACCUCAUCCCUGAUAGUCAUCUCUUUGCUUUUCUUCAAAACCUCUUUUUAUCUAAGGGGUUUUCUGUAGAGCCAUGGCUUUACAGGAACUUCCCUGCCUCCCCUUCUUCUCCCCUCUUCGUUGUCCUCCAAUGCAAGGCGAGUGGAAAAGACUCUCUGGUGGGACUUUGAGUCUUAGUACAAACCCACCCACACCUUACCUGCCUUACCUGUGCUCAUUCGGCAGCCCUCAGCACAACGGCUCCCUGCUCUAGUGUGUUUUGUGGUGCGAUUCUGGGCUCUCUGGUGUACUCUCUGCUGUGAAAAUGACUGACUUCAUGUAAGCCACCUAAAGGAAGAGUCACCAAGUGUCCGACCAUGUGGAGAUGAUUAGGAGUUUGCUGGUGCCUGUUUUGCUGCAUGGUUUGUAUUUUUCAUGAUUUUAGAAAUCUCAUUCUGAGGGAUACAAAUGUGAGGAAGCUGCUUUCAUAGAGACUCACUUGGAUAUGCCUCUGGCCUCUCUUUUUCCUAGUGAAUAAGACACAGUCACUGUCUUGGCACUACACAUCUGAAAUAUGCUCACUUGACACCUGGAGGGUGAGAGCUGCAGAGCCUGAAUAUGAUCCUUCAGGGUUCUACCAUCUUAUCUACUGGGCAUCACUGCUCAGUUGUCUACUUAUGGUCACAGUUGCCGACUAUCUCCAUCAAGGGCCUGAGAUUCUGAACUUGCCCACUUAGUACUUUUGUAGUCAAAAGGAAAUUCUUUAAAUGGUGAAUGAAAAAAAACAAA